Trichophyton rubrum CBS 118892 is the source of this 897-nucleotide messenger RNA. RefSeq lists its product as uncharacterized. NCBI's taxonomy places the organism in Eukaryota, Fungi, Ascomycota, Eurotiomycetes, Onygenales, Arthrodermataceae. Bases 1 to 897 code for a protein of 298 amino acids. The record is from RefSeq and is a predicted model, not a curated record. The transcript has a single exon.
AUGCCACUCCCCGGACAACGUCGGACGUAUUUCGUCCCUGCGAAUUUUGACAACCCUCCUCCGCCGGAUGGCCCGAUCAAGCUCGGCCAGCUGGUGGUUCAGCCAGAGAAUCCAGGGCGUCCCGUAGAUCCAGCCGGGCCCCUCGCAUUUGAAGACUUCGAGGGGAUGAAACGAUACACGAACUCGACCAAGUUUUCCCUCCAGGAUCAAAAUGAAAUGGUGUCGGAGGGCGGCCUCUUCGGGCGGGCUCUGCAGGCUGUGAGCGUCAAACUUGGUGUCAGCUUCUCCAGCUCGGCGGUCUCGUAUGUUCUUAACGAGAUUGAAACACUGGACGUUGAGUUCAUCGAGCCCACGGAUGAUUAUGUCAGGGCCAGCAUGGACCGUCCGAGGGUGAAAGCAGCUUUGAAGAAGCAGUUUUUCAAAAAGAGGCUAUACAUGGUGACUGGAAUCAAGACUGCGUAUCCAGGCGCAAAGCUGGAUCGGAAGGAUGCGUUUAGCGCAAGUCUUACUGGUGAGAGUGAAGCCUCGGGGCCUCAGGGGACUGGGGCUGUAGGGGGUCACGCGAAAUUUUCGGCAUCGGAGCUACGGGCGCUGGCUUUGGUCCCUGCCAGGCCGUUCGUUUAUGGAUACCGUCUACAGGAGUGCUACUAUAGGAUUCGAAGCCUGAACCAUAAAGAAUAUGUCGACGGGGCGCUUUUUGGCGUUAACAAGCAGUUUACGAGUGAUAAGGAGGUUGAGAUCAGGGAAGACGAUAUCGAUAUUGAAUUCAACUUUAUUGAUGGCAAAGACCUAUGCGAUUUGGAAGCUGAAGACGACGAAACCGAGUUCGAGAUCGUGUCCUUGGUAGAUGAGCACGACGGCUCUGCCUGCGAUGUUAUCAUGCCUCUUGCAGCUUAA